This is a messenger RNA of Bemisia tabaci, 2504 nucleotides long. RefSeq lists its product as uncharacterized. NCBI's taxonomy places the organism in Eukaryota, Metazoa, Arthropoda, Insecta, Hemiptera, Aleyrodidae. The record is from RefSeq and is a predicted model, not a curated record.
CCCCUCCCUCUCCCGGCGGAGACUGAGAUUCUGGCGCGAGGAGCCCGCAGCCGGCCGCCUGUUCUAUCUCUCACUUGCUACCUGAAUACUACUACUUAAUACUGCUACUUUCCACUUAAUUCAUCUUCCCACUUAUCAUUCACCUGGUUCUUACUCGAGUUUCAAUAAAACCCUCCGCCGGUUACGUCUCGCACGCAUUCCCCGCUUUUUUACGCUCGCCGUCUUUGCCGAAGGAAAAAGAAAAGCGCGCCGCGUCACCGCACGCAAUUUUUUUUCGUUUUUCGCCGAAUUUUCUUUUCAUCUCUCGACGAAUUUACGGAAAAUUUCGUCCCCGUAAGAAAAUUUAGGUAGACUGACAGUUUCCCUCUAGUGUCUUCGUCGAGUUUUGUGCUGUUUCUCGGGUGAAAAAUUCGAACAUCUUAAAUUCGCGGCUAGAAUUUGACAAAUUUUAAGUUUCCCCUCGGAAAUUGUCUCCUUAUCUCGGGCCAGGGUAUUAUUUUUCCAGUGUUUCGGCUGAAUUUCAGUGACCUCUGUGCUCUCGAGAGGACCCCAGUGAAGUUUCAUGCCGCCGCGAGGCAGUGACUCGUUCGUGAGAUGGACGCUCGGGAAAGACCCCUCCCGGAAAGCUACAGGACCCUCGUUCGUGUCCACGCUCCAGCCCCGGCGCGCCGGUAGAAGGUACUCGUGAGAAGUUCGCGCCCAAGUGCUCCACACAUUCCAGCCGCCAUGAACGCUGACACUCUGAGAAGACUGAGCGGUGUGUCGCUAGCCACCGCGCUUAGGAUAGUUCUAGCCUUAAGUUGUUUAAGCAGCCUCAUCCAGGCUCGACCGCGGGUACAUCACAGCGAGGAGGAGUCCUCCUCGGGGGAGUCGGGGGACGGGGACGAAGCUAGUCAUGAUCUCAUUGUCAAAUUGUUGUUGGACCUGGUGAACGUGUUGCCGUCGGAUAAGUUGAGCGAGCUGGACGCGGUGCUGACCCGCGGGAUGAUGGAGAUGCCGCAAGCGGACGAGUCGAGCAAGGAUCCCGAGGAUGAGGUCGACGUGCAGGACCAAGAGCUCAAAGACAAGGACCCGCCACCAACCCCAGAGCGCGACCCCUACGCUCGCGAAUUCCUGGACCCCGCCAACUCCACCGCCGCACCCAACGUCAGUGUCGGCUACAUCGAGGCUCCCAGACUCCCCGAUAUACGCGAAAGUGAUAAUGACACUCUUGAUAUACAAAGGGAUAAGAACGUGACCUUAUAUUCGAUAAAGCACAAGAUCCUAGGAUUUUUCAAAAUGUCUGGUCGAAACCCAGGAAACUGGAGCGAUGCAAAGCCUCAGCACAAAGAGAUGCUGAAUAAUGUGCUGAAGACGAUACCUGUUUCUGGUGUUGAGGAUGCAACCGAGAAAGUUCAGAGUUACUUCCCUUCGUGUAGCGUGCCAACUGACACGGAUGAAGAGUUAUGGAAUAAUGGAAAAAUGAUGAACCUGGUGUUCAAUGUGAGCUUUCCACCCCCUGCCCCUCCACUCAAUGCCAUCAAUGGAACUGCCACUUUGGUCACGGGAGCCAAAUUGCGUCUAUAUUUCAAGGCCAAUUCAUCGAUGACACUAUCAGAAAACUGCUCGCAAACAGCAAACGAUGAUCGAAAAGCUAUCAAAUUUUGCAGUGUCCGAAUUGGUGAAACUGCAGCCGGAGCUGCUGAAGAUAGACAGUUUCGGGUCUCCGUUCAUAGAUAUACGAAACCUCUGAAAAAACAAGAAAAAACGAAGAGGACAAUCAGUCUGUUAGACAGUCGGAUGGUGACGCUGGGAAGUGAAACUUAUGCUGAAUUCGACGUCAAAAAGGCCGCUAGAGCGUGGGGGAAGUCAAAAAAUUUCGGCCUCGCUGUUCAAGUUGAGGAUUUAGCAAAAACCACCCUCCCGGCUGAUAGUUAUUUUGUCACGAUGAACUGCUCCAAAGAAGCACGAUCAGCGAUGCCGAUGCCGGGGUUCGUGCUGGACGCGACGCGGGAGGCCUCCAACUCGUCGUGGGGCACGGACUUCUACCCGACGAUGUACCCGACGCUGGACGUGACGACGACGGAGAUGAGCGAGGAGCAGCAGCAGAAGCUGAGCCUCGAGGAGGCGCUCAGGAAGCUCAACGCGAGCGGGAUCGCGGCCGUGCGGAGCCCGAGCCAGGCCUCGGCGGGCGCCGCGUCCAAGCGCAGCGGCGGCCCCGCGAUCAGCCUCUACGAGCAGGAGAAGCACAAGCUCCGACACCAGAAACAGCGCAAGCUCAUCGAAGCUGCCGCCACCGCCGAGACCCAACCCGACGCCUCCGCCCCCAAACCCCUCCACUUCCCGAAGUUCACAUCGUGAUUCCGGCCUUCGAGGCCCCCCCGCGAGGGAUCGAGUCAGUUGGAGAGGUCCGACAAAAUUUGGAAAUUUUAAAAGCUUAUGAUUCCGUCUAUAUGUCGCAGGCAAUGGAGAUGUUGCAUAUGUGAGGGAUUUACGAUUUGACUGUUGUUUCUUAUGUAAAAGUU